Scleropages formosus (Asian bonytongue) is the source of this 1785-nucleotide messenger RNA. RefSeq lists its product as uncharacterized. The record is from RefSeq and is a predicted model, not a curated record. Gene Ontology annotation, molecular function: GTP binding. Lineage: Eukaryota; Metazoa; Chordata; Actinopteri; Osteoglossiformes; Osteoglossidae. The transcript is spliced from 4 exons. Bases 1 to 1785 code for a protein of 594 amino acids.
AUGGCUCUCUGCAAACAUACAGGUGGAGGUGCUAGUAACGGAGCGCACCACUUCGACUGCCCUCAAACAAGGAUCGUUCUGGUGGGUAAAACAGGAGUGGGGAAAAGUGCAGUUGGCAACACCAUCCUGGGCAGAAAGCAGUUUCACUCUGCACUUUGGAACACAUCAGUCACCACUCGGUGCCAGAAGGUGUAUGGACUGGUCAAUGACAGACAUGUCGCAGUGGUCGACACCCCAGGCCUGUUUGACACCGAAAAGCCCAAUGAGGAAAUCCAGAAAGAGAUAGUGAAGUGCAUUCAGGUCUCCUGUCCAGGUCCCCACGCCUUCCUCCUGGUGAUGCAGCUCAACAGAUUCACUGAUGAGGAGAGGAAGUGUGUUGAAGCCCUUCAGGAGAUCUUUGGAGAAGAGUCCAGAAAAUACAUGAUCAUCCUGUUCACCCGUGGAGACGACCUUCAAGGUCAGUCCAUUCAUGACUUUGUCCAGAGGGCCCAUCCUGCUCUGAAAGAGGUGAUCAACAAGUGUGGAGGCAGAUACCACGUCUUCAACAACAGAGCCAUGUUCAAUAGAGCCCAAGUGGUAGCACUGUUGGACAUGAUUGAGAAGAUGAUGGCACUGAAUGGAGGCAGCUUCUACACCCAGGAGAUGUAUGAGGAAGCUGAGGCCAAGAUCAGGGAGAAGGAGGAGGAGAUGAAGAGGGAGAUCAGAGCAAAACAAAAACGUCGCAGACAAGCCAUGGAGAAGGAGAGGAUGGAGAAAAUGAAGGAACUAGAUGGGAAGCUGAGAGCUUCUGUUGAAGCUGAGAUGGAGAAGAGGAUAGGUGUCCUGACACAGCAGGUUGAACAGGACUUGAAGGAAGCUCGGAUGAAAGCAGAGACUUCUGAACUCAAACUGAGCUUCUUACAGCACCUGAAAGUGAAGCUGAGCAAUGCCUUCAGGAUCGUGAAUUUGUAUUUUAAAAUGCAGCAUAAGCAGCCUUCAAUUAACAAAGGCCCUCAAACAAGGAUCGUUCUGGUGGGUAAAACAGGAGUGGGGAAAAGUGCAGUUGGCAACACCAUCCUGGGCAGAAAGCAGUUUCACUCUGCACUUUGGAACACAUCAGUCACCACUCGGUGCCAGAAGGUGUAUGGACUGGUCAAUGACAGACAUGUCGCAGUGGUCGACACCCCAGGCCUGUUUGACACCGAAAAGCCCAAUGAGGAAAUCCAGAAAGAGAUAGUGAAGUGCAUUCAGGUCUCCUGUCCAGGUCCCCACGCCUUCCUCCUGGUGAUGCAGCUCAACAGAUUCACUGAUGAGGAGAGGAAGUGUGUUGAAGCCCUUCAGGAGAUCUUUGGAGAAGAGUCCAGAAAAUACAUGAUCAUCCUGUUCACCCGUGGAGACGACCUUGAAGGUCAGUCCAUUCAUGACUUUGUCCAGAGGGCCCAUCCUGCUCUGAAAGAGGUGAUCAACAAGUGUGGAGGCAGAUACCACGUCUUCAACAACAGAGCCAUGUUCAAUAGAGCCCAAGUGGUAGCACUGUUGGACAUGAUUGAGAAGAUGAUGGUACUCAACAGUAACAGUUUCUACACCCAGGAGAUGUAUCAAGAGGCUGAGACCAAACUCAGAGAGAAGGAGGCUGAGAUCAGGAGGAAAGAAAACUUUAACAACAACAAGAAUUUCUGGAGGCAGAGGGAUGAGUCGAUGCGCAUAAGGAAAGAAGCAGAAAACAGUGACUUGAAAUUCAGUUUUGAGAAAAACUUAAAGGAAAAAGUCACCUAUGCAUACAGAGUUGUAAAAAAUUUCCUUUAA